GAACCAGAGAGAGAGAGAGAAAAGAGAGAGGAGAGACAGAGCGCUUGGGGGCGAAAGGAGAGAGGGAGGGAAGGGUGGGUAAGGAGGAGAGAGCGGUCUGCUGCAAACCCCAGGAGGAGAGCUUGGAGCCCAAGCCAGAACUCCAGCCCUAGCCGAAGCCGUUCACAGGGAGGCGGCUGCCGGGACCGUCAGCCCUGCAUGAUGCAUCUCCGGCUCUUCUGCAUCCUGCUCGCCGCGGUCUCAGGAGCCGAGGGCUGGGGCUACUGUGAGUGUUGGGCUUGGAGGCAGGUGGGGUUGGGCCCAGGAGUCCAGAGCCUGCAGGGCGGCCCCGAACCGCAUUGCGGCUGGGUGGUCGCGGGUCCUUCCCGGCCGGCGCGCGCCCGCUGGCUCUCAUCUUUUCCUGCCUCUCCCCCGCGCUCCGCAUUGCAGCUCUGAGGCUGCCGCGCGCGCCCGGGGCUGGGGCUGGGCUCUGGGGCGAGGAUGAAGUCAGCGGGCAGGGAUUUGGGGAUGGGAUCCAAGCAGGAGCUGGUGCCUGGGUUUGAGGCUAGGGCUGGGGGAUAAGUGUAUACUGGUGACCGAUACUAGGAUUAAGGUUUUGCCAGGGCUUAAGCCUGGACUUUGGAGCUGGCCAAGGGGUGGGGUUUGUGGCUAGGGCUGGGGUUUGUGGCUGGGGCUGGGUUUUGUGGCAGGGAUCCAAGCAGGAGCUGGUGCCCCUGACUGAUGCUAAGGCUGGACAUGGAGCUGGUGAUGGUGCUAGCACUGGCUGAGGUUGGGUGCAAGGCCUGUAUUUGGGGAUGGUGCAGGUUUUGGGGGCCGAGUUGGAUUGAGGCUAGGGUUGGAGCUGGAUUGGUGUCUUGGGUUGGCUUAGGUUGUGGAAGAUGCUGAGGUUUAGGAUUGAGUUUGGGAAAGUACUAAACCAGGGCAGAUAUUGGGCUAGCUAGGGAGGGUCUGGCCUUGGGCCUAUAGGUGUAGCCUAGGGGUUUGCCUAGAAGGAGAAGGCAGCCUCCUCUGAGCAUGCAGCUGUUGCUGCAGCCAGGAUUGAAUAGAUGGCUUUAAGACGGCUGCGACGAGGAGCUGGUGGGUCCCCUGUAUGCACGCUCCCUGGGCGCCUCCUCCUACUACAGUCUCCUUACUGCGCCGCGAUUCGCCAGGCUGCACGGCAUAAGCGGGUGGUCACCACGGAUUGGGGAUCCGAAUCCCUGGCUCCAGAUAGACUUAAUGAAGAAGCACCGGAUCCGGGCCGUGGCCACACAGGGCUCCUUUAAUUCUUGGGACUGGGUCACACGUUACAUGCUACUCUACGGCGACCGAGUGGACAGCUGGACACCGUUCUACCAGCGAGGGCACAACUCGACCUUCUUUGGUAACGUGAACGAGUCGGCGGUGGUGCGCCAUGACCUGCACUUCCACUUCACUGCGCGCUACAUCCGCAUCGUGCCCCUGGCCUGGAACCCACGCGGCAAGAUCGGCCUGAGGCUCGGCCUCUAUGGCUGCCCAUACAAGGCCGACAUACUCUAUUUCGACGGCGACGAUGCCAUCUCCUACCGCUUCCCGCGAGGGGUCAGCCGAAGCCUGUGGGACGUGUUCGCCUUCAGCUUCAAGACCGAGGAGAAGGACGGGCUUCUGCUGCACGCCGAGGGCGCCCAGGGCGACUACGUGACGCUCGAGCUGGAGGGGGCACACCUGCUGCUGCACAUGAGCCUGGGCAGCAGCCCUAUCCAGCCAAGACCAGGUCACACCACCGUGAGCGCAGGCGGAGUCCUCAAUGACCAGCACUGGCACUAUGUGCGGGUGGACCGAUUUGGCCGCGAUGUAAAUUUCACCCUGGACGGCUAUGUGCAGCGCUUUAUUCUCAAUGGAGACUUCGAGAGGCUGAACCUGGACACCGAGAUGUUCAUCGGAGGUCUGGUGGGCGCCGCGCGGAAGAACCUGGCUUAUCGGCAUAACUUCCGCGGCUGCAUAGAAAACGUAAUCUUCAACCGCGUCAACAUCGCAGACCUGGCCGUGCGGCGCCAUUCCCGGAUCACCUUCGAGGGUAAGGUGGCUUUUCGUUGCCUGGACCCGGUACCGCACCCUAUCAACUUCGGAGGCCCUCACAACUUCGUUCAAGUGCCCGGUUUCCCACGCCGUGGCCGCCUGGCAGUCUCAUUUCGCUUCCGCACCUGGGACCUCACCGGGCUUCUCCUUUUCUCCCGUCUGGGGGACGGGCUGGGCCACGUGGAGCUGACGCUCAGCGAAGGGCAGGUCAACGUGUCCAUCGCGCAGAGCGGCCGAAAGAAGCUUCAGUUCGCUGCUGGGUACCGACUGAAUGACGGCUUUUGGCACGAGGUGAAUUUUGUGGCACAGGAAAACCAUGCAGUUAUCAGCAUUGAUGAUGUGGAAGGGGCAGAGGUCAGGGUCUCAUACCCGUUGCUGAUCCGGACAGGGACCUCAUAUUUCUUUGGGGGUUGUCCCAAGCCAGCCAGUCGAUGGGACUGCCACUCCAACCAGACGGCAUUCCAUGGCUGCAUGGAGCUGCUCAAGGUGGAUGGUCAACUGGUCAACCUGACUCUGGUGGAGGGCCGGCGGCUUGGAUUCUAUGCUGAGGUCCUCUUUGAUACAUGUGGCAUCACUGAUAGGUGCAGCCCUAACAUGUGUGAGCAUGAUGGACGCUGCUACCAGUCUUGGGAUGACUUCAUUUGCUACUGCGAACUGACGGGCUACAAGGGAGAGACCUGCCACACACCUUUGUAUAAGGAAUCCUGUGAGGCUUAUCGGCUCAGUGGGAAAACUUCUGGAAACUUCACCAUUGAUCCUGAUGGCAGUGGCCCCCUGAAGCCAUUUGUAGUGUACUGUGAUAUCCGAGAGAACCGAGCGUGGACAGUUGUGCGGCAUGACAGGCUGUGGACAACUCGAGUGACAGGUUCCAGCAUGGAGCGGCCAUUCCUGGGGGCUAUCCAGUACUGGAAUGCAUCCUGGGAGGAAGUCAGUGCCCUUGCCAAUGCUUCCCAGCAUUGUGAACAGUGGAUCGAGUUCUCCUGCUACAAUUCCCGGCUGCUCAACACUGCAGGAGGCUACCCCUACAGCUUUUGGAUUGGCCGAAAUGAGGAGCAGCACUUCUACUGGGGAGGCUCCCAGCCUGGGAUCCAGCGCUGUGCCUGUGGUCUGGACCGGAGCUGUGUGGACCCUGCCUUGUACUGCAACUGUGACGCUGACCAGCCCCAGUGGAGAACUGACAAGGGACUGCUGACCUUUGUGGACCAUCUGCCUGUCACUCAGGUAGUGAUAGGGGAUACGAACCGCUCCACUUCUGAGGCCCAGUUCUUCCUGAGGCCUCUGCGCUGCUAUGGCGAUCGAAAUUCCUGGAACACCAUUUCCUUCCACACCGGGGCUGCACUACGCUUCCCCCCAAUCCGUGCCAACCACAGCCUGGAUGUCUCCUUCUACUUCAGGACCUCUGCUCCCUCGGGGGUCUUCCUAGAGAAUAUGGGGGGCCCUUACUGCCAGUGGCGCCGACCUUAUGUGCGGGUGGAACUCAACACAUCCCGGGAUGUGGUCUUCGCCUUUGAUGUGGGGAAUGGGGAUGAGAACCUCACAGUACACUCAGACGACUUUGAGUUCAAUGAUGAUGAGUGGCACCUGGUCCGGGCUGAAAUCAACGUGAAGCAGGCCCGGCUCCGAGUGGAUCACCGGCCCUGGGUUCUGCGGCCUAUGCCACUGCAGACCUACAUCUGGAUGGAGUAUGACCAGCCCCUCUAUGUGGGAUCUGCAGAGCUUAAGAGACGCCCCUUUGUGGGUUGCUUGAGGGCCAUGCGUCUGAACGGAGUGACUCUGAACCUGGAGGGCCGUGCCAAUGCCUCUGAGGGUACCUCACCCAACUGCACAGGCCACUGUGCCCACCCUCGGCUCCCCUGUUUCCAUGGAGGCCGCUGCGUGGAGCGCUAUAGCUACUACACGUGUGACUGUGACCUCACGGCUUUUGAUGGGCCAUACUGCAACCACGAUAUUGGUGGUUUCUUUGAGCCGGGCACCUGGAUGCGCUAUAACCUACAGUCAGCGCUGCGCUCUGCAGCCAGGGAGUUCUCCCACAUGCUGAGCCGGCCGGUGCCAGGCUAUGAGCCUGGCUACAUCCCGGGCUAUGAUACUCCGGGCUAUGUGCCUGGCUACCAUGGCCCCGGGUACCGCCUGCCCGACUACCCCCGGCCUGGUCGGCCUGUGCCCGGUUACCGUGGGCCUGUCUACAACGUUACGGGAGAGGAGGUCUCCUUCAGCUUCAGCACCAGCUCCGCCCCUGCUGUCCUGCUCUACGUCAGUUCCUUUGUUCGUGACUACAUGGCUGUGCUCAUCAAGGAUGAUGGGACCCUUCAGCUGCGAUAUCAGCUGGGCACCAGUCCCUACGUGUACCAGCUAACCACUCGACCAGUGACCGAUGGCCAGCCCCAUAGCAUCAAUAUCACCCGUGUUUACCGGAACCUCUUCAUCCAGGUGGACUACUUCCCACUGACAGAGCAGAAGUUCUCGCUGUUGGUGGACAGCCAGUUGGACUCACCCAAGGCCUUGUAUCUAGGGCGUGUGAUGGAGACAGGAGUCAUUGACCCGGAGAUCCAGCGCUACAACACCCCAGGUUUCUCGGGCUGCCUGUCUGGUGUUCGAUUCAACAAUGUGGCUCCCCUCAAGACCCACUUCCGAACCCCUCGACCCAUGACUGCUGAGCUAGCUGAGGCCCUUCGAGUUCAGGGAGAACUGUCCGAAUCUAAUUGCGGAGCUAUGCCGCGUCUUGUUUCAGAGGUGCCACCUGAGCUUGAUCCCUGGUAUCUGCCCCCAGACUUCCCCUACUACCAUGAUGAAGGAUGGGUUGCCAUACUUUUAGGCUUUUUGGUGGCCUUUCUGCUGCUGGGGCUGGUGGGAAUGUUGGUGCUCUUCUAUCUGCAAAAUCAUCGCUACAAGGGCUCCUACCAUACCAAUGAGCCCAAGGCUGCCCACGAGUACCAUCCUGGCAGCAAACCUCCCCUACCCACUUCAGGCCCUGCCCAGGUCCCCACCCCUACAGCAGCUCCCAACCAAGCUCCAGCCUCAGCCCCAGCCCCAGCCCCAACUCCAGCCCCAGCCCCUGGCCCCCGGGAUCAGAACCUACCCCAGAUCCUGGAGGAGUCCAGGUCUGAAUGAGUCAGAAGGGCUUCUGGGACCAAUUCCAGCUCCUGACAUUCCCCCAGUCCUGCCUCUCCCCCAUCCUAUCAGGGACAUUUGGCUCCUCUUAGCUGGCUCUGCUCAUCCAGAGGAUAUUCCCCCAUCCCCCCCGUCAAGUUUGGUGGGCAGAGCUACAGAUGGGACCCAAGGGAGUGGCCGAGCCUCACUGCCUAAACCAAUGCCCUGCUCAUCCCUGUUUCCCCAGGCUCCUGGCUGUUUAUCUGCCCCAAAGGAGAAGCCUCAUGGGGUUGACAUAGGUCCUUCCUGCCAUCUCUGUUCCAGCUGCUGUCAGGGAUUAACAACAGAGUGUAGGGGAGAUUAACUGCCUCCCUUCCAAUAGACACUAUCAGCAGGGACAGAUGUGUGGGAGUGCAGGGCUGCAGAGGGUAUGGGGGGAGGAGGCUGCUAAACCCUAUCCCCCAGCCUCCCCCCUGCCCUGAAGAUCUUCCAUUUGCUUCCACUCAGCUGGAGGCUCAAGAGGGCUUGAUGGCUGUCCCCUGCCCCCCUCCUUUUGUUUUGUACACAGAGACCAAGAGGCCUCAGUUUAGCACCUUAGUACCUCCGCUGCUUCACUUGCUUUAGCCAAAGCCAUAAAAAACCUGCAACGUAGAGAAAAUAAUGCAGAUACCCUGACUAGCCAGCCCUCUACUCCUCCAACCUUUUCCAAGAUAUGCAAUGGCCUUUGUGCCUGCCCAAAGGCUUCACCCCCUCCAGUGCAUGAGGAACCCUCUUUCCUCCGCUCAGAGAUGCUGCUUCAUUUACCCAGGAGGUCAUAUUCUUUAUAUAUAUUUUUUGUUGCAAAGUGUCUCUCUAGAGAAACUCUAUAUAUUAUUCAAAUUUUUAAAUUAUUUGUUUAUAUAUAAAAGAAAAGCUCAAUUGGCUGUGCUGUCCUGUGCUGUGCCCACAGUCUGUAGUUUGCCUUUCCUGUGUUGGAAGUGUCGUGAGUCCUGCUGGUCACCCACCAGCCUGGUCCGGCCCCCACUCUGAAGCAGGGUUGAGCCUGCUGUGCUCUCAGACACGGAGCCAUUCCAAUAAAGCAGAGUGGCAGAGCCCCA
Molecule: messenger RNA, 6221 nt
Organism: Pan troglodytes (chimpanzee)
Lineage: Eukaryota; Metazoa; Chordata; Mammalia; Primates; Hominidae
Gene: CNTNAP1
Product: contactin associated protein 1
Exons: 24
Coding region: 1219-5145 (1308 amino acids)
Source: RefSeq, a predicted model, not a curated record